AUGGAAGCGAAGAAGCUUGAGGAAAACAAACCAGUACGGGAAGAAUGGCUGACGAAAGUACCGAAGAGGGGACCUGUCGCUGGUGUUACAGCCCGAGCAUUCAAAAGGAGUAAAGACACAUCAGUAUUUGACUCUUCUUGGGAGGAUACACCGAACUCGAAACGAGCUGCGGUUCAGGAAAAGCCCGAGUUCAGCAAAGCCGAUGAGAAAAAACAUGCUGCCAACGUGAGCACAUUUGAGAAAAGCCGUGGGGAGUCUCUGCUUGAUAAGCACAUAAAGGAAAGAGGAGCGGGAACCAAAUCGAAGGAGGAUUCUGGUGGAAGAGUGCCAUUCAAUAGAGACACGGACAUGGGUUACUCUGGUAAACCCACUUCAGUAGAAGAAGUGAAAAAGAGGGCGGGCCUACUUAGUACCAGAUUUGGUUCGAAGGAGUACCUCUAG
Messenger RNA from Cylicostephanus goldi, 441 nucleotides. The record is from the annotation of a GenBank genome assembly. NCBI's taxonomy places the organism in Eukaryota, Metazoa, Nematoda, Chromadorea, Rhabditida, Strongylidae.